Molecule: messenger RNA, 2133 nt
Organism: Teleopsis dalmanni
Lineage: Eukaryota; Metazoa; Arthropoda; Insecta; Diptera; Diopsidae
Gene: Src64B
Product: tyrosine-protein kinase Src64B
Exons: 5
Coding region: 240-1871 (543 amino acids)
Biological process (GO): cell differentiation; innate immune response; protein phosphorylation
Cellular component (GO): extrinsic component of cytoplasmic side of plasma membrane
Molecular function (GO): non-membrane spanning protein tyrosine kinase activity; ATP binding; signaling receptor binding
Source: RefSeq, a predicted model, not a curated record
UAUGUGAAUAUACAUUUUGCUAUCAACACGGAAAAAAGUUUCAUAGUAAUAAAUUGCACUGGGUUUUCCUUAUUAAUAAUAAAAUUACAUAUAGAAAACAACAAUAAAGUGAAUUAAAAAUAUUAAAAUAAAUAAAAAAAUUACAAAAAAGUACACGCAAGCAGCAGCAACUGUUGUUUAAUUCAACGCAAAUACAAAUAAGCACUCGAACCGAUUCAACCGAACGGAACUAGAAUAAAAUGGGUAACAAAUGCUGCAGUAAGCGUCAGGAUCAAGAGCUUGCCCUCGCCUAUCCAACCGGUUAUAAAAAAUCCGACUACACUUUCGGUCAGACACACAUCAACAACAGUGGACAAAAACACAAUAAUGGUGGUUCCCUUGACUCACGCUACACACCGGAUCCGAAUCGUGGGCCGUUAAAAAUUGGCGCCAAAGGCGGCGUCGACAUAAUACGUCCACGUACCACGCCAACCGGUGGUGUACAAGGCGGUCUACCAAAACGUCGUGUAGUUGUUGCUUUGUAUGAUUACAAGUCGCGUGAUGAAUCUGAUUUGAGUUUUAUGAAAGGAGAUCGCAUGGAAGUUAUCGAUGACACUGAAUCCGAUUGGUGGCGUGUCGUUAACUUAAGUACACGUCAGGAGGGCUUAAUACCAUUAAAUUUUGUUGCUGAGGAACGCAGUGUCAACAGUGAAGACUGGUUUUUCGAAAAUGUACUACGCAAAGAGGCAGACAAACUUUUGCUGGCUGAAGAAAAUCCACGCGGCACAUUUUUGGUGCGACCCUCUGAGCAUAAUCCAAAUGGUUAUUCGUUGUCAGUAAAGGAUUGGGAAGACGGGCGCGGUUAUCAUGUAAAACAUUAUCGCAUCAAGCCACUCGACAAUGGUGGUUACUACAUUGCAACCAAUCAGACUUUCCCCUCUCUACAGGCCUUGGUGAUGGCCUACAGCAAAAAUGCACUUGGUCUUUGUCACAUACUUUCACGUCCCUGCCCGAAACCACAACCACAAAUGUGGGAUCUUGGUCCAGAGUUGCGCGACAAAUAUGAAAUACCACGUUCAGAAAUUCAGUUAAUUCGAAAAUUGGGACGUGGCAACUUUGGUGAGGUUUACUAUGGUAAAUGGCGCAAUAACAUUGAUGUGGCUGUAAAAACCCUACGUGAGGGAACUAUGUCAACACAAGCAUUCUUGCAAGAAGCUGCUAUAAUGAAAAAAUUCCGACACAAUCGCUUGGUUGCAUUAUAUGCAGUUUGCUCACAGGAGGAGCCUAUCUACAUUGUACAAGAAUAUAUGUCUAAAGGCAGCUUAUUGGACUUUUUACGUGAAGGCGAUGGUCGUUACUUACACUUUGAGGAUCUCAUCUAUAUAGCAACACAAGUAGCAUCUGGUAUGGAAUAUUUAGAAUCCAAACAGUUAAUACAUCGCGAUUUGGCAGCAAGAAAUGUGCUUAUCGGUGAAAAUAAUGUAGCCAAAAUUUGUGAUUUCGGUUUAGCACGCGUUAUUGCCGAUGAUGAGUAUUGUCCUAAACAAGGUUCACGUUUUCCUGUUAAAUGGACUGCUCCAGAAGCCAUAAUAUAUGGUAAAUUUUCCAUUAAAUCCGAUGUUUGGUCAUAUGGUAUACUAUUAAUGGAACUUUUCACAUAUGGACAAGUGCCAUACCCUGGCAUGCAUAGUCGUGAAGUUAUAGAAAAUAUAGAACGUGGAUUCCGUAUGCCAAAACCGACAAAUCAUUACUUCCCCGAUAAUAUAUAUCAUUUACUAUUACAAUGCUGGGAUGCUGUACCAGAGAAACGACCAACAUUUGAAUUCUUGAAUCAUUAUUUUGAAUCGUUUUCGGUGACGUCUGAAGUACCCUAUCGAGAGGUGCAGGACUAAAUAAAAUUGCCAGUGCGAUAUACACACUAUAAUUUAAGACUACAUUUAUUUAAUUAUUAUUUAUAAAUGAAUUUAAUAACAAAGAAAUAAUGAUGUAGGAAGUAAAACAAAAUCAAUGAAAAAAAGUCUAAUAUAUAAGUACGUAAAUUAGUUGAAAUUAUAGGAAGUGACAAUUUUUACAUUACAAGUGAAGUAGAAAAAUUAAGUGAAAUUAUGUGCUGCUAAAUUAAAAACUGAAGCUAAACUUUGCAUUACAACAAAU